AUGGCGGAGAAGAAAGAGAUGGAAACGGUGAAAGGCCUGGAUCUGGAGAGGUACAUGGGGAGAUGGUACGAGAUCGCCUCGUUCCCGUCGAGGUUUCAGCCCAAGAACGGCACUGGCACGCGGGCCACCUACACGCUCAACGCCGACGGCACGGUCCACGUGCUCAACGAGACCUGGAGCGGCGGAAAGAGGGGCUUCAUCGAGGGCAGCGCCUACAAGGCAGAUCCCAACAGCGACGAGGCUAAGCUCAAGGUCAAGUUCUACGUUCCCCCCUUCCUCCCCAUCUUCCCCGUCGUCGGAGAUUACUGGGUUCUCUUCAUCGACGACGACUACCAGUACGCCCUAAUCGGCCAGCCCAGCCGCCGCUAUCUCUGGGUAUGCCCCCUCUUCUACAUCUGCUUCUUCUCUCUCCUCUCUCUCUCUCUCUUUCUCUCUCUCUCUUCUUCUUUGAGGAAAAUUUCAUGGUGGCGGUGGUGUAGAUACUGAGCAGGAGAACCCAGCUGGACGAGGAGGUGUACAACCAGCUGGUGGAGAAGGCCAAAGAGGUGGGGUACGACGUGGGGAAGCUCCACAAGACGCCGCAGCUGGAUCCGCCGCCGGAGACGGCGGAGAGCCCCAAGGACACGGUGGGACUCUGGUGGUUCAAAUCGCUGCUCGGCAAGUAG
Molecule: messenger RNA, 665 nt
Organism: Spirodela intermedia
Lineage: Eukaryota; Viridiplantae; Streptophyta; Magnoliopsida; Alismatales; Araceae
Source: the annotation of a GenBank genome assembly